Oryzias latipes (Japanese medaka) is the source of this 1218-nucleotide messenger RNA. RefSeq names its product transmembrane protein 119b (gene tmem119b). Gene Ontology annotation, cellular component: plasma membrane. Gene Ontology annotation, biological process: positive regulation of bone mineralization; positive regulation of osteoblast proliferation; ossification. Lineage: Eukaryota; Metazoa; Chordata; Actinopteri; Beloniformes; Adrianichthyidae. The record is from RefSeq and is a predicted model, not a curated record.
GUAAAGAGGAGGCCCCCUGCCCCCAGAGCACAUUAUAAACUCCUACCUAACAAGAACAAUCUGUGUGCAAUCUGUGUGCAGGCCGGGGAGUCCAGACACAGCGAAGGAAACCAAAGGGGGAGGAGAACAGUGAAGGGCCAGAAGGAGGGAUCUGCACUCCUGCUUAAUGGCAUCUUUCUUGCACUGUUCAGACGAACCCCAGUGAAACCUGAAACUGCAGAAGCGUUGGGGUUCACCAGGCUGUCGCUUGCAGGCUUCACGUCUUGGUUUCGCUCUCCCUUCAUCAAAGGGGAUUUCAGUAGAGACGCAGCCCUCCUCCACGCUGAAUGCUGCAGCUUGGCCACACCCACAACUUUUUACAGUCGUCUGGAGGGAAGUACAGAUGAGGAGGAACUCAUCAGCACAAACGCCUUCAUGUCCACUACAGUCCCUUCCACUAAACUCCAAACUCCGACAGAACCUGCCAGAGCAGAGCAGGAGUUCCUCAAAGACUUGGUUGACUUCCUGGAGAAAAAUGUGCUCCUCAUCCUGGUGAUAACGGCGUUGGUCCUUCUGGUCUUCCUCAUGAUCUGCGGAGGGCUUCUGAUGAGCCGCAGGCGCAAAGUGAAUUCCUACUAUCCUGCCUCGUUUCCUUCAAAAAUGUAUGUGGAUGAGAGGGACAAGACCGGAGGAGCUAGAUCCUUUAAUGAAGUGCAAGGAAAAGCUGCAUGUGAACACGAAAGUUCACCGGUGGACUCUCACCGGCAGCUGCAGGCCGACAUCAUGAGAGUGGCCAAGAGCCUGCGAGCUGCCAGUAAAUCUACAGACGCGACAGAGAAAGAUGAGUCCUGCCAACAGGAAGCAGACCCCGCCUCUGAAAACAUCUCCAAAUCAAACUGCACCAUCCUGGACCAGGCGCUUUCAAGUGUCCCUGAAGAGAAAGAGCCGUGUGAGCUCGGUGACAGCGGAACAGCAUCAGGUCCACAGCUGGAGCUGCAUCCAGGAGAUGAGGAUUCACAGGAGCCCACAGCUGACAGGAACCUGCGGCCAGCUUCCCUGCACAUUCACAACGACUCCGCCACACUUCAACUUCUCGCAGGAGAAAAGACGGCUUUCUGAGCAGCAGAAAGCAUAGAUGGAGGCCCGUCUGGUGUUUUUGUAACUUUUGAAACAGGGCAACUGAAGGCCAGACCCACAGAAUAAAAUUUGAGCAACUUUAAGAGUUUCAAAGCAGCCAAA